Molecule: messenger RNA, 3521 nt
Organism: Achroia grisella
Lineage: Eukaryota; Metazoa; Arthropoda; Insecta; Lepidoptera; Pyralidae
Gene: FIG4
Product: polyphosphoinositide phosphatase
Exons: 12
Coding region: 170-2881 (903 amino acids)
Biological process (GO): phosphatidylinositol dephosphorylation
Cellular component (GO): intracellular membrane-bounded organelle
Molecular function (GO): phosphatidylinositol-3,5-bisphosphate 5-phosphatase activity
Source: RefSeq, a predicted model, not a curated record
UCAAUAUUACAUAUACUUUAUUAUUUAUUUGCUUGUAUACAUUUAUAAAAACGAAAUGGACCGAUUUUUUUGUUUCUACAACUUUAAUACUAUUUAUUUGUAGUAAAUUUUAUAAAAACUCGAGUUAUAAUUGAAACUUUAUAAAGGCAUUAAAUUAGUACACAACAAGAUGUCAAAGCAGAGUGUAUUGUUUCAUCCCAUCAUAAGUUCAAUCCAAAGAAUAGCUCUCUAUGAAACCAAAGCGAGAUUUUAUUUAAUUGGAUCCAAUAAUACACAGACCAGAUUUCGUGUACUGAAAAUAGAUAGAACUGAGUCACGAGAGCUGACUCUUGUUGAUGAUAAAGUUGAAUACAACAAGCAAGAGAUACAUCAGCUAUUGAACAUGAUUGGAUUUGGCAACAGACCGGGCAAAUUGGGUGGUUUUAAUAAACUUGUGUCCGCAUUUGGUAUUGUAGGUUUCAUAAGAUUCCUAGAAGGUUACUAUAUAAUACUUGUAACAAAAAGAAGAAAGAUUGCCGUUAUAGGCUCACAUUCCAUUUACAAGAUAGAAGACACUGCCACCAUAUACAUUCCCAGUGAGAGUAACAAACCACAACACCCUGACGAGCAGAGAUAUCUAAAAAUGUUUCUGGCAAUAGACCUUUCAACAAACUUCUACUAUAGCUAUAGUUAUGAUAUUACUCAUACUUUACAAAUGAAUAUAGCACCGCCAAGACAACUAGCGCCGGUGUUAUUUCCCAAGCCUGUAACGGCAGUUGUACAUGGAACCAGUUCAGAGAGUUGUAAAGUGCAAUGUACUUGUAAAGAUGGUAAUGAUGAUGAAGAUAUCUUUGAAACAUGGAAGAAACAAAUAAAGCAAAGACAAGAUAAAAUGGGAUGCCAAAGUCAGAAACUAGAGUUUGGUGUUCGGUCUGUACCGGAAUGGCGUUUUGUGUGGAACAGUCAUUUACUAUCAACAGUCCAUUCUCAUCUACACCCAGAUUGGAUAUUGUACAUUGUACAUGGGUUCAUUGCACAGAGUAACUUAAAUAUUUUUGGGCGACCCAUAUAUCUAACUCUAAUAGCUAGAAGGAGUAAUAGAUAUGCAGGUACAAGGUUCUUGAAAAGAGGUGCUAAUAUCCAUGGAGAUGUAGCAAAUGAGGUGGAAACUGAGCAGAUUAUCCAUGAUUCAAUGGUGUCUUCACUCACAGCUGGCAGAUUCAGUUCAUUUGUGCAAAUGCGUGGUUCAAUACCCAGUUAUUGGUCUCAAGAUGUUUCAAAAAUGGUACCAAAGCCGGCUAUAUCGAUCGAUUUGAGUGAUCCAUUUGCAGAAACACCAGGAAAACACUUGAACAACCUCAUGAGAAGAUAUGGGGCACCUAUCAUGUUCUUAAAUCUGGUGAAGAAAAGAGAAAAAAGGAAACAUGAAUCUCUACUCACUGAUGUAAUAAGCAAUGCAAUUAAGUAUCUUAAUCAAUUCUUGCCACCAGAACAUGCUGUGCAAUAUAUACAUUUGGAUAUGGCAAGAAUGAAUAAGGGUGCUGAUGCUAAAGUUUUAGAUAAGCUAUCUGCAAUAGCACACACAGCGGUACAGCGUACAGGUAUAUUUGUGAACUCUAAAAGCUACGACGAAAUGCGUGGUGUCGAUGGUCAUCAGGGCGGCCGAGUGCAGACUGGUCUCGUGCGUGUUAACUGCGUCGACUGCCUCGACAGAACAAACACGGCGCAGUUUGCUAUAGGGAAAUGUGUUUUAGCCCAUCAGCUGUAUGCGUUAGGGUUAAUUGCAGAACCAGUUAUUGAAUUUGAUUCGGAUUGUGUAAGACUUCUGGAAGGUUUAUAUGAAGACCAUGGUGAUACUUUAGCAUUACAAUAUGGAGGUUCACAACUUGUUCAUAGAAUAAAGUCAUAUAGAAAAACAGCUCCAUGGGCAUCACACGGCAACGAUAUUAUGCAAACUUUAAGCCGAUACUAUUCGAAUACUUUCUCAGAUGCAGAAAAACAAAAUACUAUGAAUUUGUUCCUUGGACUCUUUAUUCCAGAUCCUACGAAACCACCGAUAUGGGAUUAUCAAAAUGAUUAUUAUUUGCAUCACCCAGAGGCAUCAACAUACAUACCAAAUAGAAGGUCUUUAACAAAAUGGUGGGACGAUGAUGUACUGCGAUAUGUACCUCUCCCAUGUAACGAGAUGAGGAAACUUUGUUGCGAGAUUAUUGGCAUGCAAGGAGACAGUAGCGCUUUGGAGAUGGUCGACCCUUACCACGAUCAUAACAGACCAUUCGAGUAUACUGUAUUUGCAGAGUGUUUCGAAUUUAAGAUGUGUCAUACGAGAGACCUCGCACCUACCUUCUCCGAGAACUUUAGUCCGUUUGUAGUGCGCGGACGCACCGUCGAACACAAGGGGCCUACGUCUAAAAACCCAGUCAUUAGCGGCCGUUGUAGCACCACAUCUAAUAAUUCUAGCGAUUCGAAUAGUGAUUCGUCAUCAGACGAUGAUCUAACCAGUUCAACGCCAAGUUCCCGAUUAGCUGCGCCGUCUCCGUUGACCGUACUAGUCAAAAUACUGAGUGCUGAAGAAGAAGAACAAACAACAACCCUGUUUCCUGCCAUCAAGCGUCAGAAUAGGGUUUUAUUGAAGGAACCAAAUAAACGUGAUAUGCUAAUAUACAAGCGAUACGUGAAUUUCGAGCGACGUUCGAACCCUAAAUAUAAAUCUGACUCACACGUGGUGAUGACCGUCAACAGUGCUUUCACCAUUGACAGCUCAGUCGACGUGAUCCCGCCCACUGUCACCAAAGUAGCCAAGGAGAUAUACCACAACUACGUGCAACGUAACAACGGCCGAAUAGUAGUAUCGCCUAAUUCUAUUGCACUUUAUAAAAAAUAUGUAAACUUUACUCUAUAGCACAUAUAUGCACAUAUACAUAAAUUUGAGAGUGUAUCGGGUCGCUCAAUUCAGUGAAUCGGUAUUCAUUCAAUUUAUAAAAUAGAAAAUCAUAUCCUUUAAUACAGUGAUUCUAUAACUGUGCGUCGUUAUGACUCUUUCACCGCGGUAUCACUAAUCGGCCUUCGCGAAACCUCCAGAUCCCCGAUUUGAGAAGUUAAGUUCAGAAAAAGAAGCUCAUCUGACUCAUAAAUUGUACCUGUUUAAUGCUAAAUACUAUUUAUCCUGGAGAGAGACUUACAGUUUUUAGUGUAGAAAAUAAUCAUAAAUAUUUUCUGUUACACGAAAAUCUUAAACAAAUUGGAUAUUUUUUAUGUAGGUAUUUGCAAUAUGCAUAUUUUAUAUUAUUUAUAUUAUUUUACAUACCAGGUGGAUAUGUGUGCUUAUGCGAAUUGUAAUAAAAUGUUUUUGAAUUAGUUAACACGACCUAUAAACGACAAAAUAUGUCUGACAAUUUAAUAGUAGUAAAUUAAUAGCAUUAGUCUAAUAAAAAUUAUACGUAGCGAUUGCCUACUUAACAGGAAAAACUCAUGUAAAAUAUGUAGUUUUAAGGUUCAGAAUUUUUAUGAUUAUAAAUAUUUAAAAACAAAAUAUAUCUCUG